Messenger RNA from Anopheles nili, 534 nucleotides. RefSeq lists its product as uncharacterized. The record is from RefSeq and is a predicted model, not a curated record. Lineage: Eukaryota; Metazoa; Arthropoda; Insecta; Diptera; Culicidae. Bases 1 to 534 code for a protein of 177 amino acids. The transcript is spliced from 2 exons.
AUGGUUCUGGAGCUAUGCUCCAACCCUCUGCCGGUUGAAGUAAUGUACGAGCGAAUACAACAGAACAAUGGCGUCGAAACGAUAGAUGCGUCAAAGUUACGUAUACGAAAGUUCAACCGAACGUUAACCGUGAUGGAUGGUACGUUCGAUUUACACCGCGCGUUGGACGAUAACUUUGGGGUUACAUUCUACCUAUCGUAUAGUACGCUGGGUAACAACCAGUUCAUCCGCUCUCCGUUUCGCAUUCCAUUGCACAAGGUGUGUCAGUUGUUAAACACGACAUAUCGAGAUUAUCGAGAGUUUUAUCGCAACAUGACAAACUUCCCCGAUGUCGGAACCUGUCCGAUGCCAGCGCAACAGUACUACAUCAGGAAUAAGGUGCUUGAUGCAAAAUUGAUCAAUAAUUAUUUCCAACCUGGUUUAUGGAAGUUGGAUUUGUAUGUAUACGAGAAUGAAAUCGAAUUCCCAAUCUUGAAUGUCGAAGUUCUGUUCAAAGUUACCCGGGAAAACAUUUUUCCGACUGCAACCGAUUAG